CCACGUAUACGUAGGAGGAGACCGGAAGUGCCUGGCAGAAGGCGACGCGGCCGAGCCGGGCGGCGGCUGCGGCCAUGGAGCGGGACGGGGAGCAGCUGUCCGCGCGGCCGGCGCUGGAGACCGAGGGCCUGCGCUUCCUGCACGUCACGGUGGGCUCCCUGCUGGCCACCUACGGCUGGUACAUCGUCUUCAGCUGCAUCGUCCUCUACGUGCUGUUUCAGAAGCUGUCCACCCGCCUGAGAGCCUUGAGGCAGAGGCAGCUGGAUCGAGCCGCAGCCCCCGUAGAACCUGAUGUGGUUGUUAAACGGCAAGAGGCGUUAGCAGCUGCUCGUUUGAAAAUGCAAGAAGAACUGAACGCACAAGUCGAAAAGCACAAGGAAAAGCUAAGACAGCUCGAAGAAGAGAGGAGGAGACAGAAGAUUGAAAUGUGGGACAGCAUGCAGGAAGGGAAGAGUUACAAAGGAAGCGCGCGCAAGCCUCAGGAGGAUGACAGUCCUGGGCCUUCGACCUCGGCCGCCGUCCCGAAGCGGAAACCCGACAGGAAGCCUUUGCGAGGAGGCGGUUACAACCCCUUGUCUGGUGAUGGAGGAACGUGUUCCUGGAGACCCGGUCGCAGAGGCCCACCCUCUGGUGGAUGAGGCUAAAGGAUCUUGUUAGUGUCCCCUCGGACACUAGCAAGCUGAAUCCUUAACCCUGCCGUCAAUUGCUUCGCGCAUGCUUUUCACAGUGACUAGCCAUGAGGAGAUGGGGUUUAUUUCUGCUUUUAACCACCCCUGUGUAUGGAAGGGCUUCAGACAGCUUUGAGUAUAGACAUCGCCGCCGGGUGUUAGGUCUUAGUCACGCUCCACUUGAAGGCGGUGUGUACGUGCAUCGCUUUCAUGGUUAACUGAGCUGGUAGGUAGAGGCCUCUGGAUAGCUAGAGAGACCUAGUCCCAGCGUCUUAAGCUAGAAGUCCUUACGGCGAGAACAGUCUCUGUGACAGUGUGCGUCGAAUGAUGUCUUCCUUAUAAAUGGUGAGCCCACCACUGAGGAGUACUGAUGCAGACAGUUGACAGGGUUUGUUUCUGUAUAUUUAUUUCUAUGUACAGAACUUUGUUUAAAAAAGCAAAGGCGAUUGUAAAUAUUAAAAAACAAAAAGCAAAAUCCUGCAAGUACCAUUUUUAGUAUCUUUAUUAAAUUCAAGGAAAUGUCUUUAUCAACUUGAAUUUGUCUAUCAAACAUUAAACAGAUUUGUAUCACUCAUAA
Messenger RNA from Tupaia belangeri chinensis (Chinese tree shrew), 1245 nucleotides. RefSeq names its product selenoprotein S (gene SELENOS). Bases 75 to 638 code for a protein of 187 amino acids. Gene Ontology annotation, cellular component: Derlin-1 retrotranslocation complex; endoplasmic reticulum membrane; Derlin-1-VIMP complex. NCBI's taxonomy places the organism in Eukaryota, Metazoa, Chordata, Mammalia, Scandentia, Tupaiidae. Gene Ontology annotation, biological process: endoplasmic reticulum unfolded protein response; retrograde protein transport, ER to cytosol. The transcript is spliced from 6 exons. The record is from RefSeq and is a predicted model, not a curated record.